AUGCACGGCCAGGAGUACGGAACGACAGCGGCAACCAUGCAGCAGCUCCUGCCAAACGGUGGCCCUGGGGAUCUGUACUCUUCUGGAGGCAACGAUCUACUGGACAAAUUUAACUGCAUCAGUCUGCAGGACUCAGGUGGUGCCGGCGGAGUUGCAGGAGGAUCCUUUGUCUACCCAAUGCGCCCAGACUCUGGAAUCCCCUCGCACCAGUCAAAUGAAGCUGUGCUCCAUAACCAAUGGCAUUUACCCAACAACAUAAACGUAGGCCUGAAGGUAGGUUGA
Messenger RNA from Dibothriocephalus latus, 282 nucleotides. NCBI's taxonomy places the organism in Eukaryota, Metazoa, Platyhelminthes, Cestoda, Diphyllobothriidea, Diphyllobothriidae. The record is from the annotation of a GenBank genome assembly.